AUGGCCGGAAUAGUGGUUGUGUUCGACUUUGAUCGGACCUUAAUCGACGGAGACAGUGAUAGAUGGGUGGUGACUCAAAUGGGUCUCACUUCUUUGUACAAUCAGCUCCGCACGACGCUCCCCUGGAACUCGCUUAUGGAUAGGAUGAUGAUGGAGCUUCAUUCGCAAGGGAAAACAGCUGCGGACAUUGCUCAGUGCUUAAGUCAAACUCCAUUGCAUCCGCAGGUCAUUGAAGCGAUAAGAUCAGCUCAUGCCCUUGGAUGUGAAUUGAGAAUCAUUAGUGAUGCAAACCUCUUUUUCAUUGAGAAGAUAUUGGACCAUCAUGGACUGUUGGGAUGCUUCUCACAUAUUGACACAAACCCGGGUGAGUUGGAUGAGCAUGGGAGGGUUAGGAUCUCGCCUUAUCAUGAUCACAGCUUACCUCCUCAUGGUUGCUGCCUAUGUCCUUCCAAUAUGUGCAAGGGCUUGAUAAUCAAUCAAAUUCGCAGUUCCAUUUCGAACAACGAGAAGAAGCAAUUUAUCUACCUUGGGGAUGGCGGUGGUGAUUACUGCCCGUCUCUGAAGCUUGGAGAAAGUGAUUAUGUAAUGCCAAGGAAGAACUAUCCUCUAUGGACACGAAUUCGCAGUGACCCGCUGCUCAUCAAGGCAGAAGUUCACGAAUGGACUGAUGGCGAGGAGCUUGCAGAGAUCCUCCUCCACCUGAUUCAUACCAUAUCUACUGAUGGAAAAACUACUUGA
Messenger RNA from Linum trigynum, 738 nucleotides. NCBI's taxonomy places the organism in Eukaryota, Viridiplantae, Streptophyta, Magnoliopsida, Malpighiales, Linaceae. The record is from the annotation of a GenBank genome assembly.